AUGGACCAAGCCACGAUGAACAAUGAAACCUGUGUGGAGGACUUUGAAAGUAUGCGUCUUGCACUUGAAAAGCUGAGUGUGUCUCCUGAAGGAGCAGGUACAGACGUGGACGCGCUGCGCUGCAGAGUGGAUCAACAGUCAACCCUCAUCAGUAUUUUGAAGAACAGAACAGAUGAGCUCCUGCUGAGAUGUCAAGCUCUGCAGAAAAUCAAUUCCGAGUUAGAGGAAACUGUCACGGACACUCAUAAAGAGCUAGAGGACGAGAGGAAAAACUAUGAGACUUUGGAAAAGAGAUUUAUGGAUCUGGCUGCCAACAAUGAAGCCAUAAUAAAAUUGCAAGAUAAAGAAGCAUCAGUUCAGCUACUUGCACAAGAAAUCAAACAGCUAAAGGAGAACUAUGCACAGAAAGAACACAAAUACAGUGAGAACAUUAAAGGAUUGGAGGCUAAAUGUCUUGAGCAAAAGAAUGAAUUUGAGGCCAAAGAAAAAUCACUUAUUGAGAAACUGCGAUUGUUGGAGGAAAAGCAAAGAAUCUCUCUUGUUGUGUGUGAUGAUUUAAAGGUGCAGCUCAUAGAUACAAGGGAGGAGUAUACCUCAAAGAAUACCAGUAUGAUGGAGUCUAUAACAGCACUUCGUAAGGAGAAGGACCAUUUUUUGCAGAUUUCAGUCGAAAGGGGAAAGCUCAUUCAGGAGAAACAAGAAGAUCUUAACCAAAUGCAGAUAAAAUUGAGGGAAGAAAAAAAACUUAGAACUAAAGCAGAAGAAAGGUUUAAACAAGAGUCACAAUUGGUCAAUGCUGAUGCUAGAGUAAAAACUCUUCAAAAGGACCUGGAUGAAAGUACUACAAAAUACCAAAAGCUGAAAAAGGACUUUGAAGCUUUUAAAGAGCACAGCACUAACCUUCUCAUUCAUGAACGAGAAUUAAAUAAGAAACUUCGACUCAUGACAGGAUGA
This is a messenger RNA of Knipowitschia caucasica, 954 nucleotides long. The record is from the annotation of a GenBank genome assembly. Lineage: Eukaryota; Metazoa; Chordata; Actinopteri; Gobiiformes; Gobiidae.